CUAUAUAUAUAUAUUGGUUAAAGCUAGCUAGGGUUCUCUUCCCCUUAUUCCUCUGAUCUCUAGCUUUUAUAGCAUAUAAUUAUCCUUAUUAAUAACUUGAUUUUAUAAUUAAACAGAUCACAGUAACUAUACUGAUCUUGAAAAUAAUACCAGGGAUGAGUAGAGGAGGAAGCUACGGCGGUGGACAGAGUUCGUUGGGCUAUCUUUUUAGCUCAUCAGAGGAACAGCCAAGUGGCAGUGCACCUCCGCCGCCGCCACCGCCAGUUGAGCCACCGUAUGGCAUCGAAACCAGCAGCUUGGAGAAGCCUCCGGCGAGUCGCAAAAGUCGCACCACCACUGAUUCUGCCGAGAAGGAAAAGAUCUCUAACAACUAUCACCGAGCUGAGGGUCCAAAUUUGGGCAACUUUGUUACUGAUCGUCCUUCGACAAAAGUGAAAUCCGCUCCUGGAGGAGAUUCAUCACUUGGGUACUUGUUUGGAGAUAAGUGAUGGUCAUAUUUUCUCCCAGCUAGUCAACAACUACUCUUUGAUCAUUAUAUAAAUAUAUAUAUAUAUAUAUAUAUAUAUAGAGAGAGAGAGAGAGAGAGAGAGAGAGAGAGAGAGAGAGAGAGAGAGAGAGAGUUUAAGCCCUUGAAGUUUACUAUUUGCUUAAACAUUAUUAGAAUAAGGGAAUUGAGUUCCCAUAUUAAUGAUUUGAUAGAAUUAAGUGUGUUUGUUUGUUUUUAUGGCCGGUUGUGAUAUGUUGAUUAUAUAUAUAUAUGCUAUAUAUAUAGGUUAUAUAUAUUCCUAUAUAUAUACAUGUUAAUUUGGUAUGCUAAUAAGUUUUUUCUUAUAAUUAAGCUCAAAAUCAGUGUGUAUACUUACAUCGAUCGAGUGUAGAAUGAUGGUGUAUAUGUUGAUUAAUCUUCUCUCUUUCAACCAAUAAUUUGGAAAAGGAAUUUCUUUUGCUA
This is a messenger RNA of Humulus lupulus (European hop), 949 nucleotides long. Its product is annotated as protein SPIRAL1-like 5. The coding region runs from base 156 to 488 and encodes 110 amino acids. The record is from RefSeq and is a predicted model, not a curated record. Gene Ontology annotation, biological process: cortical microtubule organization. The transcript is spliced from 2 exons. NCBI's taxonomy places the organism in Eukaryota, Viridiplantae, Streptophyta, Magnoliopsida, Rosales, Cannabaceae. Gene Ontology annotation, cellular component: cortical microtubule, transverse to long axis.